Messenger RNA from Orycteropus afer afer, 840 nucleotides. Lineage: Eukaryota; Metazoa; Chordata; Mammalia; Tubulidentata; Orycteropodidae. The record is from RefSeq and is a predicted model, not a curated record.
GCGCAGAAGGCGGCGGCAGCGGUGGCUUGUGGUCCGGUCUCGCCAUAGAGGAACAGGAAAGACGUUAGGCGUUGAGUGAUCACUCUCGAUCCUUGGAACCUGGUGGCCUUAGAUCUUCAGGUGGAACAGUGUGAGACAUGGGAAAGAAAACCAAGCGGACAGCUGACAGUUCUUCUUCAGAAGAUGAGGAGGAAUACGUCGUGGAGAAGGUGCUAGACAGGCGUGUGGUCAAGGGGCAAGUGGAAUAUCUACUCAAGUGGAAAGGCUUUUCUGAGGAGCACAAUACUUGGGAACCUGAGAAAAACCUUGAUUGCCCUGAGCUAAUUUCUGAGUUUAUGAAAAAGUAUAAGAAGAUGAAGGAGGGUGAAAAUAACAAACCCAGGGAGAAGUCAGAAAGCAACAAGAGGAAAUCCAAUUUCUCAAACAGUACUGAUGAUAUCAAAUCCAAAAAAAAGAGAGAGCAGAGCAAUGAUAUCGCUCGGGGCUUUGAGAGAGGCCUGGAACCAGAAAAGAUCAUUGGGGCGACAGAUUCCUGUGGCGAUUUAAUGUUCCUAAUGAAAUGGAAAGACACAGAUGAAGCUGACCUGGUUCUCGCAAAAGAAGCUAAUGUGAAAUGUCCACAGAUUGUGAUAGCAUUUUAUGAAGAGAGACUGACGUGGCAUGCAUAUCCUGAGGAUGCGGAAAACAAAGAGAAAGAAACCGCAAAGAGCUAAAGGAGGGGGUGGUCUCUGUCAUUUCUCUUUGUACAUAAUACAUUACCUCCCUGCCUCCUGUCCCUUCUACCCACCCCUUCUAUCCUAAACACAUCCAUAAAAAAUGUGCUUAUCACUGUGCUCCACA